CAAAAUCAAAACAAAGAUGUUGCGUAUUUUGCCAAGCUCCCGGAAAAUAUCAAAAUAUGCAACAGGUUGGACGCCACAGCUCCUCCGGUUCGCCAGCAAUGGAUCCAGUGAUUUGGUCUUGGUCAAGGAGGAGCAUGGAGUGCGGGAGAUAACGCUGAAUCACCCAAAAACACUUAAUUCCCUCUCGCUGGAGAUGAUGUCUGCCCUUCAGGAUGCCCUGGUCAAAGAUAAAGAUAACGUGGAGCUGCGAUGCGUGGUCCUAACGGCACAAGGAAAAAUCUGGUCGGCCGGCCACAACCUCAAGGAGCUCCACAACGAACCCAAGAUACAGGCCUGUGUCUUCCAGAAGCUAACCGACGUAAUCAGUGACAUCCAAAAGCUACCGGUGCCUGUGAUAGGAAAAGUUAAUGGUUAUGCGGCUGCUGCGGGUUGCCAACUGGUGGUCUCAUGUGAUAUGGUGGUCUGUUCCAAGAACAGCAAGUUCUCCACCCCAGGAGCUGGCGUCGGAGUUUUUUGCUCCACUCCCGGCGUGGCCGUUGCCCGCAUCAUGUCGCGACCUAAGUCCGCCUACAUGCUAAUGACUGGUCUUCCGGUUACCGGCGAAGAAGCCUACAUAUCAGGAAUGGUCACCAAAUCAGUUCCAGCAGAGGAGCUGGAUAAGGAAAUAGACGAAAUCACAUCCGCCAUCAAGGCCAAAAGUCGGGCCGUCAUUUCCUUGGGCAAGGAGUUCUUCUACAAGCAACUGGCCAUGUCCCAGACAGAAGCCUUCUCGGCUGCUCAAGACAAGAUGAUCGAGAACUUUCAGCUGGGCGAUACCAAAGAGGGCAUUGCUAGCUUCUUCGAGAAGCGUCCACCCAGUUGGAAGCACGAGUAAUGGGUUUUUGUGGCUGUGAAACUAAGAAAUAAAACUGUCCAAUUGUGCAUUUAUACUUUUAGGCUGUUCAAGGCGAGAAUAAAAAUUAUUUUUGUAAUCCAA
Messenger RNA from Drosophila rhopaloa, 976 nucleotides. Its product is annotated as enoyl-CoA hydratase domain-containing protein 3, mitochondrial. The record is from RefSeq and is a predicted model, not a curated record. The transcript has 2 exons. Gene Ontology annotation, cellular component: mitochondrion. Lineage: Eukaryota; Metazoa; Arthropoda; Insecta; Diptera; Drosophilidae. The coding region runs from base 17 to 874 and encodes 285 amino acids. Gene Ontology annotation, molecular function: hydro-lyase activity.